AUCACAGCCUCUGCACCCAUUUGAACGAGGUGCACCCAAGAGAGUGUUCCCUGAGCCAAGAUGUCGCACAAGAUACUGCUACUGUUCCUGCUCGGCUUCGUGGCCUUAGCACUAUCAGCUCCUGCUACCACCGAAGAGGAGCUCAGCCCUGCCGCCCAAGACGAGACCAAGGACGAGCCCCUCCAGGAGGAUGAUGAGCAACUCUCGGAGGCUGAGGAGACAGAGAAAGAUGACGAAGAGGCCAAUCAAGUUUUUCAAGGUGAGGAAGAUGAAGAGACCCAAGAGGAGCCCGAGGACGAUUCAGAGGGUGGAACCGAAAACGAUGAGAACCCAGGAGAAGCAGAAAACGAGGUAGCUGAAGUGGAGAAAGACGAGAAUGUUCCUGAGAAAAGACAUCAUCUCUAUCGUAGCUGCCGUCGCGUGUGUCGUCGCUACAGAUAUUGCAAAUCGUUUUUGUUUAUAAAGCACAAGUGUCACUAUAAGUACCACUGCUACCUAAAGUGUUCUUGCAAAGUUAAAUACUACCACUGCCGUUAUCGUCGCCGCUGCGUCUGGAGGUACAAAUACUACCACGGAAAGCCCCGCCGUUACCGCCACUGCUACCGAUACUGCUAUCGUCGAAUUCUUAAGUACAGAAAGGUCCCUUGCCGGGGAUAGAUUUCACACUGGUUGCCAUGGAAACGAUUGCAACACAAAGAACGGAACACAAGGACUGAACACCGGACCUGACAGCGAAAAUUUUGUUGAUUUUUUUACUCUAAAUACUGACAUGAUUUUUAAUUUCUAUAUAAUUGUAAGAUUUUUAUAAGUGUAAAAAUAAGUUUGUAAGGGACGAGCAAUGAAAUAAAACAUGAACAUUCAA
Nematostella vectensis (starlet sea anemone) is the source of this 862-nucleotide messenger RNA. RefSeq names its product probable ATP-dependent RNA helicase ddx56. The record is from RefSeq and is a predicted model, not a curated record. The transcript has 6 exons. The coding region runs from base 61 to 657 and encodes 198 amino acids. Lineage: Eukaryota; Metazoa; Cnidaria; Anthozoa; Actiniaria; Edwardsiidae.